Messenger RNA from Colletotrichum truncatum, 1521 nucleotides. The record is from RefSeq and is a predicted model, not a curated record. NCBI's taxonomy places the organism in Eukaryota, Fungi, Ascomycota, Sordariomycetes, Glomerellales, Glomerellaceae.
AUGGCCUCAAACGCAUCGAAAAUUGAGUUCGCUAACUGGAAACCCCCUCCUAUCGAAUCACUUGAUUUUUCUUCAAACUGCACUGUUACCAAAGCCUUCCUCGAGUCCUGGUUCGACCUCAGUUUAUACGAGGACGUUGGUGAGUUGGCCGGGCAUUCUCAGAAUGUAACAUUCUGGGUUCCAGAGUCUCUUCACUCGCAGGCAACCGAAAACCACUUUCGCUUGGCUUUGCCGUUAGAUAUUCGGCAAAUUCCCUCGUAUGGAGAAAUACUUCUUUGGGAGUACUCGCUUCGCACCUCCUACGCUGAGUCUGUUCACGAAUGGGUCGCCUCUGCGACCAAGAUUGAGGAAACCACGGAUAAUCGUACUGAAAUCGAUCAAAAGACUGACAGGCUUCCCCUGGAUACUCGAUAUUUUAACUCGGUUAUCCAAGCACCAAGCCUCGCUUGUAAGAAGGAGAUCUGUGAUCUCGGCUUCGAAUGGGGACAUUUGGGUGACGUUAAUGGUCCGGGGAUAUUCAUCUACUAUAUUCUCCUCCUGUGCGUAUCGGUUGUAUACUCCCUCAUCGCUCUUGUGGAAGCUUCACGACAGCUUGGGCGAAGUCAGCAUCAACAUCAGCAGAUUGGUCGGCCGAAGAAGAAAAAAUCUACAAGACCAAUCAACAAGCUUUAUCAGGCUGCCAAGGAAUCUUUCAGUGGGUUUUCUGAUGCCGCAGCAGUAUUCUCAUUCGCAUUGCCUUUUGCUAUUAUUGCACACUAUUUUACCGCCGGGAGUCCCAUCGUCACAUCCAAAGACAUAGCUCUCGUGCUUUGGAUUCUGGCGUACUCCAGCUAUGUAUCUGUUUGGCUCUAUCGCAUCGGCGCAUGCAUUCGCAGAGUCGAAAGAGCCAAGGCAGAAGCGGAAGCGGCCUUGUCUGGUCAAAAGCCACAGAGCAAUAAAAAGUACACGUUAGCAACUGCCGUCAUCAUAGGGUUUGCGACUCCAGGGUUAGUCGUGCUCCUCGUUGCUGCAAUUUUCGCCGAGGUUGGAGACUACUUCAAGCCAUUCAAAUUUGAAGAAUUUUGGGACGGAAUUUGCAGCUCGGGUCACACAUUUCCUCAGAAAGAUGCCUACAUCUGUAUAGGCUGUCUUGUGGCGUACUGUUUAUUGAGGACUAUAGUUGUGGACUUUGUUUUAAGCUGCCUCUCAAGACGGGAAAGAAAAAGAGUGCCUCAAUUUGACAAAUCUCUCAGCCGUGAGCAAAGAAAACAGCGAUUGAAGCUACUACGCAACAUUUACAGCUUCUUCCGUCGGAAAGAUCCGCGAUAUCGAAAGGCAACGGAUGUCCUCGGCAUGCUCGACAUUGUCAUUCUUGGGGUUGGGUCGGGUGUGAUCCUCCGACUUUAUUGGAGCUAUCGAAUGGAGCUCUCAGAAACCACAGGUGUUCAUCCUUUCAAAGAUAACUGGGGUCUUGGUCAAGUUCUUGCACUUUCCACCCUAAUCCCUGUCAUGAUAGGGUUCUGUCACAUCUUCUCAUCUUAA